AAAAGAGCGAAUAUAAAAAGGGGGAAAAAGCCUGAAAAGGAAGUUCAUAGAAACUACGUAGUGUAAAAGUCUAGGGCGUUAGACUUAAGAGAGGAUUUCGGUUUCUGUCUUUCUAUAAUAGCUGCUGCUUCCCUUCGAUUUCUGUGAUCUCCUCCCUCCAUUUUUCAUCAAUUUGAACUCAUAUUUUCAAAAUCAAUCUCUUUCAUCUUCAUCUUUAAUUUUGAUCUCACCUAACGAUUCUAUCCAUUCGAUUCUUCGGUUUCCUCUUUUUUCAUCUUCAUCUGUUCUUGUAUGACGAUUCAAUCUCCUUCUGCUUCAUUUUCAUAAUCAGAUUUGAUUUCUUCGUUUUUUCUCUCUUAAAGAAGAUGAAAUCCUGUUCUUCGGACAGAAUCGGAGUUAGACAGUACAAUAAAUCGGAACUUCCACGGCUGCGGUGGACGCCGGAGCUUCAUCGGUACUUUGUUCAGACAGUCGAGAUCCUCGGCGGAAGAAAUCAAGCAACGCCGAAAAAAAUCCUGCAAAUGAUGGGAGUGAAAGGACUGAAGAUUUCACACAUAAAGAGCCAUUUACAGAUGUACAGAAGUAUUAAAAUAGAAAAUGGGACUCAGUGCGAGGAUUUAGUGAUGAGACAAGGCGUGAAGCACAGAAGAAGAAGAACAUUGCACUCUUGUGAUAUCAAAACCUUCUUCUCCUCAAUCUCCUCUUCCAACGAAAUAUUGAGAGAAGAAGAAGAGUUGUGCAGAGAUAAAACAAAAGACGAACCCUCCUCCAACAUAAAAGACAGAAUUAUUUAUCAACAGGAUUCAGAUUCAGAAUCGGAAUCGGAGGAGGAAUGCGUUGGCGAGUCAAUGUUAGAGGACCAAACAUGUGAUUGUGAACUCACAUUGUCCCUCAAACCCUCAAUGACACAACAAAUUCUAGAGAGACAGUUAAGUGACAAUCAAGAUAACAACACCUCCUCUUCCAAUUCUAUCUCCAUUUCCCAACUCAAUUUUAAAUUUGUAAAGCUGAAAGAUUUCCCCCAUCCUCACCAUCAUAUCAAUUUGGACCUAACCAUAUGAAAAAACCCUAGACCCUUCCAUUAUAUUCAUAGCUUUACCCAUAUUUUAUUACACUUUUAUGUUAGAAGAUUACAUGUCAAA
Messenger RNA from Cucumis melo (muskmelon), 1142 nucleotides. Its product is annotated as myb family transcription factor MPH1-like. Lineage: Eukaryota; Viridiplantae; Streptophyta; Magnoliopsida; Cucurbitales; Cucurbitaceae. The record is from RefSeq and is a predicted model, not a curated record. Gene Ontology annotation, molecular function: DNA-binding transcription factor activity; DNA binding. The transcript has 5 exons. The coding region runs from base 366 to 1061 and encodes 231 amino acids.